Eublepharis macularius is the source of this 2701-nucleotide messenger RNA. RefSeq names its product F-box protein 40 (gene FBXO40). The record is from RefSeq and is a predicted model, not a curated record. Gene Ontology annotation, molecular function: protein binding; ubiquitin protein ligase activity; zinc ion binding. Lineage: Eukaryota; Metazoa; Chordata; Lepidosauria; Squamata; Eublepharidae. Bases 385 to 2643 code for a protein of 752 amino acids. The transcript has 5 exons. Gene Ontology annotation, cellular component: cytoplasm.
GCUCCUGCCAUCUCACCUCAUUUCAACUCAGCAGAAUAAACUCGAGAGAGCUUUAUUUGGGGUCCACUCAGGGGGAUGCUGCGCUGACGGCAGAACUGGUACAUGCAUAGCUUUAACGCUGCGUAACUGCCUGGGCAUUCUGCAAGUCAUGGCCGAGGCUAAUUUUAGCAAUGAUGCAUGCAUCAAAAUUCUCCAAGAAUCGGAGCAGCCGAGGUCUGAUGUGACAAACCAAGGGCUGUUUUUACUGUUGUUUCUCUAAGCCCUCUAAAGGCAAACAGCGCUAAGUAGAAAAUCUCAUUGUUUUAAAGCCAAAUGCUGUGGCUCGCUCAACAUUAGCUCAGUCUGUGGGUCACCCAGUUCAGCAGUGCAACACCCAAGUAACAGAUGCUGGCAGAGAGAGAACACACAAGAAACCACAGCACAGACAAUGGAACUACUACAAAUAACUUUUGCUUCACUUUUACAAACCUGAAAAGUGUUGCAGAGGGACAUCAGAAGCAAUCAACAGGAGCUAUGGGCAGGAAGCAGAGAACAUACCCUAAAGAGCACAAGCACUGCGAGAAAUGCUUCAACCGGUACUGCCAAGCUCCAGUUGUGCCGGCUGUCUCUUGCUUGGUGAUCAACUGUCGCUCCCACUGUGGGGCCACCUUCCACAUGUGCAAAGCCGAAGAGCAUCAGCUCCUGUGUCCUCUCGAGGAAGUCUCCUGCCUCAACUUUGUCUAUGGCUGCCCUUUCACCAUGGCUCGUUUUAAAGUGGCCAAACAUCUCCAGGUCUGCCCUGCCAGCGUCGUCUGCUGCUCAGUGGAGUGGAAUCGUUGGCCAAGUGUGGACUCAGAAGGUGUUCUGCAUCAGAACAUCAUGAAGGAGGAACCCGGUGCCGAAUGCUUGGAUGUAGCCCUGGCUCUGAGAGAUCAGAAGGCUCUCUUUGGAGCCUUGAAAUUGGCAGAACUUUUCCCAGAAUGCAGAGAACCUUGUUCUAUGGAUGAAGCAGAAGCCACUGAUGACGAUGGCGAUCUGGGGGAAGGAGAUGCUGGGAGAGGAGCUGGUCACACUGAAGCAAACGAGGGUCCUGAGCUUAGCCAGCAGGAGCGUGAGAGUUUGGCUAAGGACAAAGAAGGGAUGGAUCUGGUUGGUUACAAAGCCUGGGAAAACAUGUUCAGUAAAGAGCUGCAAGCAUGCAAGGUGACCAACUUAUUGGCUGAUGACCGGGUGAAAGAACAAGACAGUAGCUCUGCAAAAAUGGGCCAGGCAUCCGCUGACAGCACACGAAAAAAGAAACCAGAAGCAGUUAGUAGUACAAGCGAGAGCAAUGAAAGCCAAUUCUCUCCUCAGGUGAAUUUAGCAGAAAAGACUGGCUUUGCACCUUGGCAGGAUGGGGUCCUGGACAGACUGAAAAAGGAGGUUCCUGUAGGAGAUUAUAAUAUGUAUCUGGUCCACCAUGGAAGGAUGCUUAUCCAUUUUGGCCAGAUGGCUGCUUGCACUCCGAAAGAGAAAGACUUUGUAUAUGGCAACCUAGAAGCUCAAGAGGUGAAAACUGUGACCACCUUCCGAGUACCAGUCAGCUACUGUGGCAAAAGAGCACGCCUCGGGGAUGUCAUGUUAUACAAAAAGCCAACCAAGAGUGUAUCUGUGGAUACUUCAGACCUAGGUAUAAGCCUGGAGGAUCUCCCUCAGUCUGAUGCUAUCCAAACAACACUGCUCUGCGCUCUGGAGAAAGAGUUGAAAGGUCAUGAGAUCUCUGAGAUGAAGAGUACUGACGCCCUGUUUGUGGAUUUUGGGACACAGACAUACAGCUUUGCCAAGGAACCUUUCUCCCCCACAUUUGUUUUAGCAGACAUCCUGGAUGCAAAAGACCCACCAGGCCUCCAUUUGCAGCUUCACAGCGAGAGCGUGACCCGAAGGCAUAACAAAAGCAGCUCAGCUUUCACAUUCUCCUGCAACUGCUUUUUCCGGAGAGACGAGUUUCCGUCGCAUUUCAAGAAUGUUCACGCCGAUAUCCAGUCCUGCCUAGAUGGAUGGUUCCAGCGUCGCUGCCCGCUUGCCUACCUGGGGUGCACAUUCGUUCAGAAUCCCUGGUGCCCUGCUGGGCAAAAGUCCUGUGUUGUCUAUAGCCCAGAUCUCAAGACAUUAGCUGUGAAGCCGCAGGUUCACCCUGCCCUCUCUGAAACAAAGCCAUGCAACUUUGCAAGAAAUAACAGAGAGAAAGAAAUGGAUGCUCUGAGCAGCCUUCCUUUAGAGAUCCUGAAGUACAUUGCUGGGUUUUUGGAUAGCUUCAGCUUGUCACAGCUGGCUCAGGUGUCAAUUCUGAUGAGGGACAUCUGUGCCACUCUGCUGCAAGAAAGAGGAAUGGUCUUUUUGCUGUGGGAAAAGAAGAGAUAUUCCCACGGGGGCACUUCAUGGAGAAUCCGCCGAAAGGUCUGGAAGUUUAGCAGUUCGUUCUCCACCAUUAAAAAGUGGCAGUUCAGCGACGUCCCUUCCAUGGCAGUGCACUUAAAGACCUGUCCUUUUUAUGAGGUGGAGCGCAAGAAGGACCCUGUUCGGCUGGCCAGUAUGUUUUCAUCUGAGGAGCUGAUGCAAGAGAGUUUGGUGUCUACAUUCAAGCACAAAUCUGGCCCAAAGAAGCUGCAGAGAAGGCUGCGCUAAUUUCAGGAUGUGUGGCAAUGUACCAUUUUUGUUCUGAAAAUAAACUCUUAAGACUUUU